AUGGCGUCAGCAGGCUUUAACGUGAGCUCCGUGACGCCGCUGACGCUGGUCGGUGUGGCACUGCUGUCUGACCACAGGUGGUUCUUCUUCUCCGUGUUGUCGUUGGUGUAUGUCUUCGUGCUGCUCAGCGACUCUCUGGUUGUUUAUCUCAUCUGUUGUCAUCGAACUCUUCACCGGCCGAUGUUCAUCUUCGUGGCGGCGGUUCUGCUGAACUCUCUCGCCGGCAGCUCUGUGGUUUAUCCCAAACUUCUGUCCGACCUGCUGUUCCUGUCGGGUGGCGGCGGAGUGCAGGUGUCCCGGGCCGCGUGUCUGUGCCAGGCCUUCGGCGUGUACUCUCUGGGCGCCUCCAGCUUCAUGCUGCUGUCGGCCAUGGCCUUUGACCGCUAUGUGUCCAUCUGCCACCCGCUGCGCUACACUGCGCUGUUGUCUCCUGCCAAGGUGGUGGCGCUGCUGCUGCUCUGCUGGCUGCUGCCCGCCGUUUUGGUCGGAGGUAUGGUGCUGCUGGCCAGCCGCUUACCGCUCUGCCACAUGCGGCUCAACAGGAUGUACUGCGACAUCUUGAGCUUCACAAGGCUGAGCUGCGGUGGCGCCGCGGCGAAGCUGAGUGGAGUGAUCCUCUCCAUCUGUCUGCGACGCUCACAGAGCUUCAGCAACAAAGCGCUGCACACCUGUCUGCCUCACCUGCUCGUCUUCAUCAUCUACUCCACCAGCGUCACCACAGACCUGCUGCUCUGGCGCCUGGGGGGCAGCAGCGAAACCGGCGCUUCGGUCAUCGCCUCCGUCCUGAUGCUGGUAGUCCCCAAUUUGCUGAACCCGGUGGUGUACGGACUGAAGAUGAAGGAGGUGUUCAUACACGUGAAGAAGCUGCUGAGCUGCCGCACAGACAGCUGA
Cottoperca gobio is the source of this 891-nucleotide messenger RNA. Its product is annotated as olfactory receptor 2C1-like. The record is from RefSeq and is a predicted model, not a curated record. Gene Ontology annotation, cellular component: membrane. The transcript has 2 exons. The coding region runs from base 1 to 891 and encodes 296 amino acids. Gene Ontology annotation, molecular function: odorant binding; G protein-coupled receptor activity; olfactory receptor activity. Gene Ontology annotation, biological process: detection of chemical stimulus involved in sensory perception of smell; G protein-coupled receptor signaling pathway. NCBI's taxonomy places the organism in Eukaryota, Metazoa, Chordata, Actinopteri, Perciformes, Bovichtidae.